Molecule: messenger RNA, 5293 nt
Organism: Micropterus dolomieu (smallmouth bass)
Lineage: Eukaryota; Metazoa; Chordata; Actinopteri; Centrarchiformes; Centrarchidae
Product: centrosomal protein of 164 kDa-like
Exons: 25
Coding region: 1-4434 (1477 amino acids)
Source: RefSeq, a predicted model, not a curated record
AUGACUGACGUAAAGGACCUGGUGGCCUUUCUGAAAGCUGGAGGAGGAGUGCUGAUAGCAGGGCAGGCAUGGAACUGGGCUGCAAAUCACCCCAAGGAGAACACGCUGCUUCAGUUUGAAGGGAACAAGGUUUCUGGUGUGGCAGGGAUCUACUUCUCUGAGCGCUAUGGAAAAGACAGUGAAGCCAGUGGUGGAGCUCCAGCUGAGGAGAGGACAGAGCCAGAGUUGCAGGACUUGGCCCUGUCUGGAGACCACAGCCCUGAACCACCAUCCCAACAGGACUCUUUGAGGGGCCGCCACUUCCACCUGUCCUCGCUGGUGGGCAGCAGAAAGCAUGUCGGUGUGAAGAGCGCCAGUCCCAUCAGCCCUGAACCUGAAGAGGAGGUAGCAGAGGAGUUAAAUGAGGUGGUAGAGGAGGAGCAGGAGGGAGGAGUGUUGGAACACAAGGAUGUUCAGGGAGAGAAGGGAGGGGAUGAAGGAGGAGGGGAAGCAGAAGAGGGAAGGACGGAGGAGAAGGGUGAGGAAGCAGAUGAGACAAAAAGCAAAGAAGAGGGGGGUGAGAUGGAGGAAGAGCAGGGAGGAAUUAAAGGGUUGAUAGAAAGCAAGAAAGAAGAGGAGGAGAAAGAUGAAGGGGGUGGUGGAGUGUCAGAAAACAUGGAACAUGUUGAGAAGCAGGAGAGCACUGAAAGAGAGGAAAAUGGCAGUGAUGAGGAAGUAGAAAGCAGCCAGCAGGAUGAGACCAAAGACAGAGAAGAGAAAGUGGAGAGUGAUGAGGCUGCGGAGAGUUUAAUGGAGGAGAAAGAAGAGGUGAACGAGAAGGCGCAAGUAGAAGAGGGGAAACAGGACUUUGAGGAAGGUAGCGAGGAAGUUGUGGAGAAAUGCUUCCAAAGUGAUCAAGAUGAAGGGAGCGAUGAGGAAGACAAAAAUGACAAAGAAAGAGAUGAGCUUGAGAGAAGCAUAGACGACGAUGAAGAAGAAGAAGAGCAGAAUGAGAGUUACGAAGAGGAGGUAGAGAUAAAUAUCGAAAGAGAGCAAGAGAAGGAACAAGCAGAGGAGGAGGAGGAAGAGGAGGGUGAGAGCGAGGAUGCUUUGGAGAGAUGCUCCCUGAGCCAAAGGAGACUGACAGAGAGUGAUGAGGAAGUGUUAGAGAGAUGUGUACAGAGCGAAGGAGGAGAAACGGAGGAAUCAGAUGCCCAGAAGCCCCGAACUGCAUCAGAGAGUGAGGAGGAACUCGUCGAGGUUUUUGAGACUGGGGCCAAGCUAGGCAAGAAGACGAUGCUGCGUGACCUUAAAACGCUUGACCAAAAGAGAAAAACUCUUGAAAAGAGGAAGAAUGUGACAAAAAAAUGUCCCCUUCCUGCAGAGGAGUCGGAGGGCAGUAAGAACAUUGAGGAGAGUUCUUCCUCCAUAGAUGUCAAGCUGUCGGAGAAGGUUCUGGACGUCAACGACCUUUCCGGCACUGUCAGCCCACUGAAGAAAGAUGACAAAGAGGGAACAAAAGAAGAAGAGGAGAAUGAGGACGGGGCAAAGACAAAAAAGGCAGAGGCUGCCAAGAGACAUUUGCAGGCUGCUGGCAAAGACAAACCUCCAGCUCCGAAAGUUGACCGACUCGUCCUUCACCAGUCCAGCCCUUCUCCCUCCCUCUCCAGCCCGUCCCACUCAGAGCAAGGUGCCAGACUCCAACUAAAAACCGAAGAUCUCGGCAUGUUGCUGGGGCUACAGAGGCCAGAAACCUCCAGAGGCCGGCUGGUCCGCGCUGCCAACACCCAUCUUGAAGAUGCUGAAUCCCCUUUAAAAAACCAAGAGAGCUCUCUGGAAGAUGAGCCAAGCUGGAGAAUCCGAAAAGACGGAGAGAAGAAAGAGUGUGAGAGAGAAGAGCGGGAAGAGAGGAAGAGGGCAGAGAGAGAGGAACGGAGUCUGAGAGAGAGGAAGGAGGAGAUGGAAAUGGAGAGGAGGAAGGCUGAUCGAGAGGUGGAGGAGGAGAGGGAGCAUCUGGUGAAGGAGAAGGAGAAGAGAAUGCGUCUCCUGCGGGAGGAGCUGAGGAGAGGAGAGGAGGAGGAUGAGAGGAAGCUGAAGGAGGAGAGCGAGGAAAGACUGAGGGCUCUGCGGCAGCGUCUCCUGACGAAGAGGAGAGAGGAAGAGGCCAGGCUGAACGAGGAGUCUGAUAUGACGCUGGAGGAACUCAGAGAGUCUGCCCAGGGGGAGAGGGAGAGAAAGCAAAACAAACUCAGGGAGGAGAGUGAAAUCAUGCUGAAGGAGUUACGCAUCACUCUCGAGGAAGAACGAGUAGCGGAGCGCGACAGACUGGAGGCCCAGAAGAGGCAGGACAUCGAACGUCUGAAAGCCGAGUCGGAAGAGGAGCUGCAAGCAGAGAAGAGGAGACUCCAGGGAGAGAGGGAGGAGAAGCUGAAUUCUCUGAAACAGGAGGCCAAAGUCACAGAGAGGAGGAAGGAGCUCAUAAGUCCACGACCUGAACACCAACUGGCAGAGUACCACCGAGAGCUGGCUGAUGUUCUUCAGGAAGUGCGGGAGGAAGUGCAGCGCGAUCACGAGAGGAAGCUGGACCAGCUGAAGGAGGACCACAGGAGGGAGAUGAACAACAUCAGAGAGAAAUACCUGGACGAGGAGACUGCACAGAGGGAGCGCUUGCUUUCUACUCUGCAGGAGGACAGAGAGCGUCUCCAGGCCUCGCAUGCCGUCCAACUGGAGAAACUCCGCUUUCAGCUCGACACACAGAUACAAAAGACACAGCUGACACACUCCCGCAAGGAGUCAGAACUGCAGGAUCUCGCAGAUCAGAUAGAGCUGAGAGCCAAAGAGCUGAAGAGCCAGGAGGCCAUACUCCAGACCAAGGCAGCAGAUCUGAAGAGGAGGAGGAAGAAACUUGGGGAGGAAGAGGACGAAGUGGACAGACAGUUAGAGGUUUUACCCCGGCUGAUCCAGGAGAGGGAUCAGCUAAAGGAGGAGUUGGAGAGGAUGAGAGAGGAGAAGCAUCAAGCCAGAGAACUAAUCCAGAGAGCGAGGGAGGAGAGGAGUGAGGCCAAGGAGGAGGGGGAAAGGCUGAGAGAGGAGAGAGACGAAGCCAGGGAAGAGAGCAGGAGAGCCAAGGAGGGCAAGGAACGACUGGAGAGCAAGGUGGCGCUGCUGCAGGAGAGAUGCGACCGUCUCAGUUGCAGAGUCAGUGAGCUGGAACAAGGCGAAGGAGUGAGUGCCUCCCCCAGACCAGAACCUAAACAGGAGAAAAAGAGGACAGUGAAAGCAGAGGUGACGGCCCCCUCCAGUGACAGGAAAGACUUACCGCUACAUGUAGAAGACCUGGAUGACCCCCCACUCUCCCCUGUACCUGACAGCCACAGCAGCAUGGAUGAGUUCCGACGCUACAUCUCCUCACAUGGCGCAUCCAUCCAAAAAACCAAAGUCUUUCUGGAGAAGGAGAGCAGUCGGCUGAUGGAGAGGCAGGCAGCUCUGUGGGCGGCUCAGACGAGCUCCUCCCAGGUCCCCAGCCAGGAAGGAGGGGUGACCGAGGAGAUGAUCAGAAACAUCCAGGAGGAGGCCAGAAAUGUGGUGGAGCUGCAGCGGGCGGUUCAGAGAGGAAACACUCUCCUGCGGAGGAAAGAGGAGCAGCUGCAGCAGCUAGAGAGCUCUAUAGCUGAAGAGCCGCUGUUUGAGGAUCUGUCCCGGCUGGCAGGAGAAAGGAAGGUGACCUUUGAUGUGACUGAGUCUGACCUCAGCAGCACUGCGGAGCCACCAGAUGGGACAGGGGGUCAUCCGACUGUCCCAGACAAAGUCCAGGAGCUAGCAGAGUCCCUGCAGCAGAUCUCAGGCCAGCUUAACACCGUCCUGAGUGCGUUGGGUUCACUGGCCCAGAGGCAGAGCACCGAAGCCUAUGCAGCCUUCAAUCUGCCUCACUCCAGCCAAGCUCCUACCUCCGCCACCUCCACCUCUGCCCCAGUCAUGCCCCAGAUGCACACCCUGGGUCCCAGCUCCUCAGCCCCACCUCCCCCAGUAAGGCUCUCAGAGCCAUCCUGGAACUGGGCACCCCAAGGCACCUCCGCAGCCACUCCUUUCUUCAGUACCCCCAUCAGCAAUGGGCUGAGGGCCUCUGAGGACCUCAUCAACAGCCGAUGGAGCCAGAUAUUCCCCAGAGCAGCUAUGGACCCAAUCGCCACCAGCACCAUGAGGACAAGCUCAGCUUACUCAUCAUACACUCCUGCUAGUGAACAUGGUCGCAGCCUGCGGUCCAUGCAGAAGUCAGUGGAGGUAGACGGCCAGAGGCUGCAGGGGCUGAUCGACGGCAACAAGAGGUGGCUGGAGAUGCGCAAGAAAGACACCAGCAUACCACUGUUCACUCGCUACCAGGCUCCUCCAACAAAGAGCAACCUGGUCCAGCUGGGCCUGGACGAUAACAACCAGAUCAGAGUCUAUCAUUACUGAGGACAUGACGCACAGUUCAGUCUUGCUGUACCGUGACUGAGUCAGAGGACUUUGCAUUAUUAAUGACCGUGUUGUGACGUUUACACGCAGGGCCUCAUGUGAGAGUCCUGCGCCCUUCUUUGAUUCAUACUUUUUUCAAGCCUUCAGUUUAAAGGUUUUCAGGGAAAGUCCGACCUCCUCUGCUGUGAUUGGAGGAAGAGAUGACUGCACAGGACAUGGCAGUUCAGGGUUCAUUGAGGCCUGAGGACUUUCCUCCUCCAACAUAAGAUAUAACUGUGAGCAACAGGAGACUUAUUUCAAGCACUUCAAGGUCAAGUUUACAGAUUAGAGCUCUGUGCCAGACUUGGGCCACACAGUUUUUUUAAAUGGUCUAGUUUACUUUGAUGUCAGAUGGGAAAGGGCUGCUUCAUACAGAUAAUCACAGAGAAGUAUCCAAAGGUUUAAAUAUUGUAAUUACUUUUUUUCUUUUACUGAAAACUUCCCAGACAUGUGACUUGAAUCCAUUUGCUGCUGCAGGCAGGGCGUAACACGGUGCUUUACAGCUGCACAUAGGUCAAGCUUUAUUUCAUGACAGGUUACAUGUGUAUUUAUGCCACUGGCUGUGUAAGUGACUUGUGUGUGAACUGUGUUUUUACAUAAUUCAGUUUGGUUUUGCUUUGAGUGAGUAGAGUGAGAAUCACUGAUUUUGUAAAAGUGAAGUCAAUCCACUUAUUUUACAUCACUUUUCCUUAUUCCACAGCAGUUGGCAGCGAGCUGUUGAUGAGUGUGUGAACUUUUAACAUGUGCAGGCAAAGAGGAAAAAAAGUGUGUAGGGUUUGUAAAUAAACACUGUAUUUUUCUAUAAAAUAUUUUAAUAAAU